GACAUUAAUAUAGUUUGAUAUGUUUUGUAGAUUAUAAGGCAAUGCGCAAAGGAAGAAGCUGCUUAUACUUCAUCAGUAACAAGACCAAGGCUGUCUGUUCUUGUAGGAAAAACCAUUCCAAGGACUUCCACUAUCUGAUGGGAUGCAGGAAAGAUAGCAAAGACAGAUCAAUAUAAGUUGACGAGCCUCAUUCACCAUUGGUAUCCAUCACCAUGAAACCAUCAAGCACCAUCACACAUUAAAAAUAAUCAAGCGUUCCACAGGUGAUUUCAAUGCUUGCACUUGUUGGAGCAAGGGAACCGCUUGUUCAAGCACAGGCGUGCCACCGUGGUACAAUGCCGCUCAAGUCUCUGGCCAGGCCAAGGCUUUCUCCGGUUACCAUGACCGAAAAAGACAACAAUACACACGACGGUCUAAUUCCCGGUUUGCCGGAAGACAUGGCGAAGAUAUGCCUCGCUCUCGUCCCUCGGAGACACUUCCCUGCCAUGGGUGCAGUGUCCAGGAGGUGGAUGUCGUUCAUCGGCAGCAGAGAGUUCAGUGCUGUCAGGAAGGAGGUUGGGAAGAUUGAAGAGUUGGUCUAUGUCCUUGCUGCUGAAGCUGGAGAAAAUGGGUGUCACUGGGAGGUCUUGGGGGAGCGCAAAAACAGUGCAAUUCCCCCUAUGCCUGGGCUGGCCAAAGUUGGGUUCGGUGUGGUGGUUCUUUAUGGGAAGUUGUAUGUCAUUGCUGGCUAUGCUGCUGUCCAUGGGAAUGACUCUGUUUCUGACGAGGUUUACCAGUACCAUGCUCGGCUCAACAGGUGGGGUGCACUUGCCAAGAUGAAUGUUGCGCGUCGCGACUUCGCCUGCGCCGAGGUCGACGGCACGAUAUACGCUGCCGGUGGAUUCGGCUCCAGCGGCAACAGUUUGUCCAGCGUGGAAGCAUACGAUCCCCGGCAAAACAGAUGGAGGCUGAUCGACGGCCUUCGCAGGCCAAGGUGGGGCUGCUUCGCCAGCGGGUUACACAGCAAGCUCUACAUAAUGGGCGGCCGAUCGAGCUUCACGAUCGGCAACUCCCGCUUCGUCGACGUCUACGAUCCCGGCCGCAGCCGCUGGGAGGAGAUCAAGAGAGGCUGCGUCAUGGUCACCUCGCACGCGGUUGUCGGCGAGACCUUGUUCUGCGUCGAGUGGAAGAACCAGCGCUGCCUCUCGGCGUUCGACCCUUCGGACGGUUCUUGGAAGAAGAUUCCGGUGCCGCUCACCGGCAGUUCGAGCACCAGAUUCUGCCUUGGGGCGCGUGGCGGGAAGCUGCUGCUGCUCUCGCAGGAGGAAGAGGGCGGGUAUCAGACGAUGACGUACGAUCCGGCUGCGGCGCCGGGCUCGGAGUGGGGGACGUCGGAGCUGAAGCCGUCGGGGUUGUGCCUGUGCAGUCUGACCAUUCAGGUUUGAUGAUUCGGCGAGGGAUUUUUUUUCAAAACUAGCAUGGUUUUUACAGCAAUUUCGGAAAUUAGCAGUGCUAACAAGUUAUUUGCAAAAUUAGUACCCCGUCGGCCUCCCAUUGGCCGAAGAGUGGCUCUUCGGCCAGCCGUUGACCGAAGAGGGCACUUCUGCCUCCCGUUGGCCGAAGUGUGCCCCAACUAGGCCGAAAAGGACUCUUCAGCUUCCCAUAGGCCGAAGAGCACUCUUUGGUCAACCGUAGGCCGAAGAGUCCCCGGGCCCCACCUUUUCGCGUGAACUGGUGACCGAAGUUGCAUGGUCGCGCUCUUCUGCGUACUGUAGGCCGAAAAGGGUUUUUUAUUAUGACUUACGAAUAUUGUGUAACCAUUUUGCAAUGAAAAAAAAUUGCACAGCCCUUUCCGUAAAUAUUUUCCCGCCAACUCUUUCCCCUCCAUAUGUUCCCGCCAACCCUUUCCCGCCAUAUGUUCACGCCACCCGUUUCCCGCCAACCCUUUCCCGCCAUAUGUUCCCGCCACCCGUUUCCCGCCAACCCUUUCCCGCCAUAUGUUCCCGCCAACUCUUUCCCUCCAUACCCCAGUCGUUCUUUCCCGCCAUUUUCUCUCCUCUCUACCUAUAAAACCCCCUUGACCCGGAGGUGAAUAAGUAGUCCAGUGUAGUCGAGAUG
Messenger RNA from Triticum dicoccoides, 2097 nucleotides. RefSeq names its product F-box/kelch-repeat protein At1g67480-like. The record is from RefSeq and is a predicted model, not a curated record. Lineage: Eukaryota; Viridiplantae; Streptophyta; Magnoliopsida; Poales; Poaceae. Gene Ontology annotation, molecular function: protein binding. The transcript has 2 exons. The coding region runs from base 273 to 1424 and encodes 383 amino acids.